GCUGCCUAUGAGCAUUUUUUUCACACCAUCUUUCUUUGCACAAAAAGACAUAGCAGUAUUGAGAAAACCGCAACUCUCAAUCUUCACCAGUAAAUACCCCGUAAUAUCAUCGAAAAUGGGACACCCUAUACACAUAUGAACUGUUCUGCAUACCGAUCGCGUUCAGUUAAAAACGAGUCGACAAACCCGUCUGACCGCAUAAGCAAAGCAACGUGCUAUAACUACCGAUUCUCGUAUAUUUAGAACAUUAGAUCUCGACUCUCAGUCUCAGUGUCCAACAUGGUGUAUGAUAUCAAAGGAAAAGUCGCUCUUAUUACUGGGGGAGCAGCUGGUAUCGGGCUUGCCUACGGGGAGGAGCUGCUCAAAAAUGGAAUUGAGGGUCUGAUAGUUGCUGAUGUCAACGAAAAACAAGGAAACGAAGCGGUUGAAAAGUUCAACAAGACCUAUGGACCUAAGAAAGCGACGUUCAUGAAGACUGAUGUAACUAAAAAGGAACAGCUAGAAGCGGCCUUUCAGUUAGCAAAGUCGACGUACAGUAAGCUGGACAUUGUUAUAAACAAUGCUGGAAUAUUGAACGAUGCCCAUUGGGAGCUGGAAAUUGCUAUUAACUGCAAUGCUGUAGUGCAAGGUUCUCUACUAGGAAUUCAGUACAUGGGCAAAAAUAAUGGUAACAAUGGAGGAAUCAUAGUUAAUAUUGCAUCAAUUUUAGGCCUUCAGAAACUUGAAGGUUGUCCGAUCUAUGUUGGAACAAAACAUUUUGUGAUCGGUCUGAAUAGGUCUUUUGGAUCUCCAUACUUCUACGAUCUGACAGGAAUCAGAUUCUUAACGAUGUGUCCUGGCGUAACCGAUACACCAUUAAUCUCAGACGCGAACAAGUUCACCCUUAAUGGUUUCCCAGGUCUAGGACAGAAUUUGGCCGAGGGACUGGGUGACCUUCCACCGCAACCGACAACCAAUGUCGCCAUUGGUCUGAUCAAGAUGAUCAAGGAUGGGGAGAAUGGAAGCGUUUGGGUCUCUGAGGGAAAUCAGCCAAUCUAUGAAGUGGAGAUCCCAGACAGACUGACCUUGCGCAAGAAGUAAUAAUAGAGAUAUUUAAUUAUUGGUGAAUAACAUUAUUUUUUUCCUAAAAUCGGCACAUAUAAAUAUGGGUUCUGGUUUGGGUGUUCAUUUCAUGCAUUUAUUUUAUAUGUAUACGUAUAUCGUUUUCAUUGAUAUGAUCUGUAUUACUGUCUAUGAAAGUGCUUUUAUUGUACAUGAAUGUUGAGAAAUAAAACGAUAACACUAUUCA
Molecule: messenger RNA, 1288 nt
Organism: Acanthoscelides obtectus
Lineage: Eukaryota; Metazoa; Arthropoda; Insecta; Coleoptera; Chrysomelidae
Source: the annotation of a GenBank genome assembly